UCUUUGCCAUUCAGACGUAAACAGUCGGCUGGUUUGUUCCGAAGUUGUUUGGUUUUGUAAUAAAUUUAGUGAGUUUAGUACUAGUUACUUUCUAACUGAUCAUUAAGAGAAAUUCAUCUAAACUUUAAGCUCGACAUCUUUAAAAGAGUUAAUCAAUAAUGGCGGAUGAUUGGCAGUCUCAAAAGUUCCGACAAAGUGUCAUUGCGAAAAUAAAUGAAAUUUUGCAAACAACUGGGCAGGAUCCCACAAAGAAUCCGAGUGUAAUGGAAAGUCAUAUUUUCAAGAAAUCUCGAAAUAAAGACGAAUAUUUAAGUUUAGUUGCGAAACUCUUUAUACAUUUUAAGGAAUUAGCUCAGAGACGUCCACAGCAACCGCCACCUCCAAAUUCAGAAAUAAAUCAACAAAAUAUGAUGCAAGAUCCACUAAAUGCACUGCAAAACCUUGCAAGUCAAGGCAAUCGCAAUUCUCAAAUUAUGUCCAUGCCUGGUGUUUCGAACAAUAACCAAAUGCCUGGUCCAGGUGGACCUGUUGCUGCUUCUAAUUUACUACAAAGUUUAAAUCAACAACGCCCUGGUCAAAUACAGCAAAUGCAGGGAAUACGUGGACAACUGCCGUUAAACAGCAACAAUAUCGGUGGUCCUAAUCAAGGUCCCAAUUUAGUUGCUUCUGGUGGGCAACAAUUGGUGCCACAAAUUGGAACAAAUAUGGGCAACAAUAUGCAAAUGAAUGUGAUGGGAACAGGUCAGCAACCGCAACUGGUUGGAAACGUUCAACAAAUGGGCAAUGUUGUCGGACAAAUGGGUCAGAUGCCACCUAAUGGUCCUGGUUCUGGUGUAGCGCCAGGUGCUGGCGGACAAGCAGUAGGCCCAAAUCAAAUGCAAAUGAACGUGGGACAGAUGCAAGGCGGUCCAAUUAAUGUGAACACAAUGAAUGUACAGCAAAUGACGCAGAUGCCACAAAUUAAUCAAAACCAAAUGAAUAUGGGAAUGAGCCAUCCACAAUUAAAUCAAAUGAUGAAUUCACGCAUAGGCCAAGGUGGAGCUAUUAAUGUUGGUUCCAAUGUAACAUCACAAAACAUGCAAGGUAUGCCUUCAAACUUACAAGGUCAAGUUGGACCAAUGCAUCAAGGUGGUAUAGUCGGCGGACAACAAAAUCAACAAAUUGGUGCAAAUAUUCCAGUUAAUAAUGCUCAAACUGGUAAUUUAAAUCAAAUAUUAAAUAUGCCAAACGCUAUGCAGAAGAAUAUGUCAAUGGCGCAAAACAAUCAAUUGUACUCAGUUAAUCGUGGUGUUGCUGGUGGACAACAGCAAUAUUUACGUCAAAGUCCUUCGCCUAGUACAGUGCCUUCACCAGCUGGUAUGGGUUCAACACAAUUGCAACAACAGGCAAAUGCUAAUCAACAGCAGGCACAGGUAGCGCAGUUACCUAAUCAGCAAAUGAUACCAAGUCCCGCAUUGGUUCCCUCAUCUAGUCCCCAAAUGUCCAAUUUAAUGCAAAAUAAUCAACGUAACUUACGGCAAUCACCAAGUGCUCCCUUAAAUACACCAGGACAAGUGGCUAAUAACAGUCCAUUUAAUCCUCAAGAGGAUCAGUUGUAUAGAGAAAAAUAUAAGCAAUUAGCUAAGUACGUUGAGCCACUAACGCGUAUGGUUGCCAAAAUUGGUAAUGAUGGAACUAAUGUCGAAAAAAUUACAAAAAUGAGCAAGUUAUUGGAAAUACUAAGCAAUCCAACAAAACGCGUACCACUGGAGACAUUAUUAAAAUGUGAAAAAGCCUUAGAGAAAAUGGAAAUAGUUUCCUAUUCUGGUCAACAAUUUGCAAAAUCCACUAAUCCUCUAUUGGAAGUACUGAACACAACAAUACAAUCUCCUCUCGCUAAUCAUACUUUACAUCGUACUUUCCGCCCAACAUUUGAAGCACUAUUCGGAACAGAUAUACUCAUUCCAUCUCUACCAAAAAUACCACGCUUAAGUGAGGAACCGAAUGAAGGUGAAUUUACUAUACCGCAUGUUUUACAAGGAGAAAUUGCACGUUUGGAUCAAAAGUUUAAAGUAACAUUGGAUUCGACAGUACAAAUUAGUGCAAAACUAAUAAAGCUUGUUUGCUGCCUUGACGAUAAGUGUUUACCUAACGUCCCACCAAUCAGCGUUAGCAUACCAGAGGAAUAUCCAUAUGUUUCGCCUGAAUGCACAGUUAUAGAUCAAGAGUAUUUAGCCACGCCAUUUCUAAAGGCAAUACACACGGCCUUAUUCUUACGUAUUGCAAAACUACCUAAGCUUCAUUCUUUAUCACACAUAUUGGACACUUGGGAAAUGUCAGUGCGUCAGGCUUGCUCAUCAUCAGCCAAAACGGGCAAUGAUCUUGCAAGUAUUUUUUAUUCACAAAUUUAAUUAUAAGAAAAAUUAAUAAUUAUAAACUUUAUUUUAAU
Molecule: messenger RNA, 2428 nt
Organism: Teleopsis dalmanni
Lineage: Eukaryota; Metazoa; Arthropoda; Insecta; Diptera; Diopsidae
Product: mediator of RNA polymerase II transcription subunit 15-like
Exons: 9
Coding region: 159-2390 (743 amino acids)
Biological process (GO): regulation of DNA-templated transcription
Molecular function (GO): transcription coregulator activity
Source: RefSeq, a predicted model, not a curated record